Messenger RNA from Piliocolobus tephrosceles (Ugandan red Colobus), 2450 nucleotides. It is a transcript of the gene COL23A1, whose product is annotated as collagen type XXIII alpha 1 chain. NCBI's taxonomy places the organism in Eukaryota, Metazoa, Chordata, Mammalia, Primates, Cercopithecidae. The transcript is spliced from 29 exons. Bases 339 to 1385 code for a protein of 348 amino acids. The record is from RefSeq and is a predicted model, not a curated record.
UUCCUCAGAGAACUGGCAAGGCAGAAGGGCCCCCUGGACGGCGCGGCAAGCCUGGGAGAAGAGGCGACCCUGGUCCUCCAGGGCAAUCAGGACGAGAUGGCUACCCGGGACCCCUGGGUUUGGAUGGCAAGCCCGGACUUCCAGGCCCGAAAGGUGAAAAGGGUGCACCAGGAGACUUUGGCCCCCGGGGAGACCAAGGACAAGAUGGAGCUGCUGGGCCUCCGGGGCCCCCUGGACCUCCUGGGGCCCGGGGCCCUCCUGGAGACACUGGGAAGGACGGCCCCAGGGGAGCACAAGGCCCAGCGGGCCCCAAAGGAGAGCCUGGACAAGACGGCGAGAUGGGCCCGAAGGGACCCCCAGGGCCCAAGGGUGAGCCUGGAGUACCUGGAAAGAAGGGCGACGAUGGGACACCAAGCCAGCCUGGACCACCAGGGCUCCCUGGACCACCAGGGCCCAAGGGCGAGCCAGGGAGCGAGGGGCCUCAGGGCGAGAGUGGCGUGGGCGGUGCCCCAGGACCAAAGGGGGAGCCUGGCCACCGAGGCACGGACGGAGCUGCAGGGCCCCGGGGUGCCCCAGGCCUCAAGGGCGAGCAGGGAGACACAGUGGUGAUCGACUAUGAUGGCAGGAUCUUGGAUGCCCUCAAGGGGCCUCCCGGGCCACAGGGGCCCCCAGGGCCACCAGGGAUCCCUGGAACCAAGGGUGAGCUUGGAUUGCCUGGUGCCCCAGGAAUCGAUGGAGAGAAGGGUCCCAAAGGACAGAAAGGAGACCCAGGAGAGCCUGGGCCAGCUGGACUCAAAGGGGAAGCAGGCGAGAUGGGCUUGUCCGGCCUCCCGGGUACUGAUGGCCUCAAGGGGGAGAAGGGAGAGUCGGCAUCUGACAGCCUACAGGAGAGCCUGGCUCAGCUCAUAGUGGAGCCAGGGCCCCCUGGCCCCCCUGGCCCCCCAGGCCCAAUGGGCCUCCAGGGAAUCCAGGGUCCCAAGGGCUUGGAUGGAGCAAAGGGAGAGAAAGGCGCGUCUGGUGAGAGAGGCCCCAGCGGCCUGCCUGGGCCAAUUGGCCCAUCGGGCCUUAUUGGGCUGCCAGGAACCAAAGGAGAGAAGGGCAGACCCGGGGAGCCAGGACUAGAUGGUUUUCCUGGACCCCGAGGAGAGAAAGGUGAUCGGAGCGAGCGUGGAGAGAAGGGAGAGCGAGGGGUUCCCGGCCGGAAAGGAGUGAAGGGCCAGAAGGGCGAGCCGGGACCACCGGGCCUGGACCAGCCAUGUCCUGUGGAGAAUCCCACCUGCGGAGGCCGGAGAGGGGCACCAGGCUGGCGGGGCCCUGCGAGGGGCAAUGGGCCAUGCCCUGCGGGCCCCGACGGGCUGCCUGUGCCUGGCUGCUGGCAUAAGUGACCCACAGGCCCAGCUCACACCUGUACAGAUCUGUGUGGACAUUUUUAAUUUUUGUAAAAACAAAACAGUAAUAUAUUGAUCUUUUUUCACGGAAUGCGCUACCUGUGGCCUUUUAACAUUCGAGAGUGUGCCCACCCAGCCCCAGAGCCACUGGCAUGUGAAGCUCCUGGAAAGUGGACUGGCCAGCCCCGGGAGAUGUAUACCUGAGGGGCACCCUUGGGCCUGGGCUUUCCCAGGAAGGAGAUGAAGGUAGAAGCACCUGGCUCGGGCAAGGCUAGAAAGAUGCUACAUUGGGCCUUCAGUCACCUGAUCAGCAGACUCUGAGCUGUGUAAGAACCUGCCCCCAAACACUCUGGAGUCCCUGGGACACACCCUAUCCAAGAAGACCCAGGGGUGGAACAGCGGCUGCUGCUGCUCCUGGCCUCACCAGCCUCCAAACUCAACCACAACCAGCUGCCUCUACAGUUGGACAAGACUUGGCCCCUGGACAAGACUCGCCCAGCACUUGCAGCUGGGCCCGGGGAGCAGUGAGUGAAAAUCCCCCAAGAGGGUCGAGCUCCUACUGCAUUCAGUCGGCCUCAGGCGGCCAGCCUGCCCUGAAAACACAUGUCCUCUGGCCAGAAGUAGUGGCUGAGCUCUGUGAUCGCUGUGAUGUGGACCUAGCUCCAGUGAGCAGAGUGUCGGGGAUGGAGGGGCCCAGGCUGGACUGACUGCUCCUUCCUGUGUCUGUUUCCAUAUCACCCAGAGAGAGACAAGACGGGACAUGGCCUGGCCCAGGGAGGAGGCCUGCCACUCAGAGUCUGGGUCUCACUGGCCCCAAGUCUGUCACCCAGAACUCUGGCCAAAAAUGGCUCUCUAGAUGGGUUGUGUAGGCAAAGCAAACCUCAGGGCUGGUUCGCAGCUGUCCUGAGCAAAGGGCCUGCCACCAGACCCACCCACGCUCUGACGAGAGGCUUUUCCACCUCCAGCAAGUAUUCCCAGCAACCAGCUCCAUCCUGGCUGCUUGCCUUCCGUUUCUCUGUAGAUGGAGAUCACUGUGUGUAAUAAACCACAAGUGUGUGUCUG